UGCUGCGAACUCGCUCUCCAACAUGGCGGCGUCAGCUAAGAAGAAGAAUAAGAAGGGGAAGACCCUUACACUGACCGACUUCCUAGCUGAGGACAGUGGAGGCAAUGCCCCUGCCCCCAGUUACCCAACCAAGUCCACCAGUUGGGCAGAUGAAACUGACGACCUGGAUGGAGAUGUCUCCACUUCUUGGCACACGGAAGAGGACAUGUACAGGGCGCCGCCUAUUGACCGCUCCAUCCUGCCCACAGCGCCACGCUCGGCCCGCGAACCCAAUAUUGACCGCUCCUGUCUACCCCGCAGCCCCCCAUACACAGCCUUCCUGGGCAACCUGCCCUAUGAAGUCACUGAGGAAUCUAUUAAAGACUUCUUCCGCGGCCUUGCUAUCAGUGCAGUGCGUCUGCCCCGGGAGCCCAGUAACCCAGAGAGGCUGAAGGGUUUUGGUUAUGCUGAGUUUGAUGAUGUGGACUCCCUCCUGAGGGCUCUCAGUCUCAAUGAAGAGAAUCUAGGAAACCGAAGGAUUCGUGUGGAUAUUGCUGACCAGUCUAAUGACAAGGAGAGAGACAAUGGACAUAUGGGUGGCCGGGACCGGGGAGGACGGAUGGCAGACAUGGGUCCCGACAAGACAGACAGUGACUGGCGGGCCAGGCCCUCUGCAGAUGAUGAGGGACCUCCCAAGAGAGACGAUGCCUUUGGAGAGAGAUCACGAGAUCGUUUUGAGUCAGACCGUUACAGAGAUGGGCCACGGCGGGACAAUGACCGUUAUGAAGGAGGAAGAGACCGCUACCGGGAUCGUUAUGAUGACAGGGACCGCAGGGAUCGCUACGAUGACAGAGACCGGAGGGGAGGCUAUGAAGACAGGGACCGCAGGGACUAUGACAGGGGAGGAUUUGACUCUCGCAGUGGUGGCAGUCGUCGUGCAUUUGGCAGUGGUUUCCGCCGCGACUACGAUGACAAUCGGGGUAGCAAUGACCGUUAUGGGGAACGGGAUCGUUAUGGUGGUGAUCGCGAUGACCGUUAUGAUAGGCGGGAGGAGAGGCGCGAAGAAAGAGCUCCGCUACAGAGGCCCAAGCUGAACCUGAAGCCUCGCAGUGUGCCCAAGGAGGAGGAGGAACAGGGUGGGGGUAGCAGCAGUGUCCCAGUAACCACCCAGAGCUCUGGCAGCAGGUCUUCGUCCAUCUUUGGCGGUGCAAAGCCAGUUGACACAGCGGCUAAGGAGAGGGAGGUUGAGGAGAGGCUUAAGAAAGAGCAGGAAAGGCUGGCAAGGCAGCUGGAGGAGGACAAGAGUCGAGGCCUUGACAGAAAGCCACGAGACAAAGACCGGGACCCAAGCUGGCGGAAUGAGGAGUCGCAAGCUGAGCGGUCCCGCACAGGAAGUGAAUCUUCGCAGCAAGGAAGCACUUCUGGAAGAGGUUCCCGGCGUCGAGAGAGUGAGCGCUCUGUGGAGAAUGAGGUUUUCAGUGGAAAAGAAGAUGACCCCUCAUCCCCAGUAGCCUCCUCCCCUCGACCCCCUUCUACCAGUUCCUCCAAGGAGCCACUGAAGGUGAUGCCUGCACCACCCCCAAAGGAGAACGCUUGGGCCAAGCGGAGUGCAGCAAGUGCAGGUUGCAGUGAGGGUGAAGGAUGCUCCCCAGUGUCCCCUAGUGGCACCUCACCUCCCAAACUCAGCUCUUCGAGUUCUGUUGAUGAAAAAGGAUCUGGAAAAGAUGAAAACAAGGCUGACGGUGUGCGUCGGGAUCGUGGCGCCCCUAAAGGAAGAGGUGGGACGGCAGCACCUGCAGCAGGGCGAGGCCGAGGGGAAGUUCCUAACAAGGACCGAAGGAGGGAACCAGAGAGAAAGGAUAACAAAAAAGACUCCAGACCAACACCAGAGCCAAAGAAAUACGAAGAGACCCCAACCCCUAAGUUUAGCGCAGCCAGUAAGUAUGCCGCUUUGCUAAUGGAUGGAGACCAAGGAGAAGACGUUGAGGAUGUUGAAUAAAGAGAAAACAAUGGCAGGAAACCAGAGGGUUUGAAGAGGAGAAAACAGCGGAUGAAGAACAUAAUCAUGAAAUACGGAAAAUGCUCCUCACCUGGAUUAUAUGCUUCUGGAGGGAACAUGACUCCCUCCCAUCCUCCCUUACUCCUCCAUACCUAUCCCCGUAAACCGGCCAGCCCCCUUUCCCAUUCCCCACCCUCUGGACUUUUCAGUUCCUAAAAUAAUAGUCACAUACUGGACUUGUUUUAAAUGGAAAAGAGUAGAUGACACAUUGAAAAAAGAUGGAUAAAUUGAAUUAAUUGUAAUAAAUAAAUGGAAAAAGUGGGGGAAAUGAAUUUGUAUAUUUGUGAAUCACAGGUUUGGUAUAGCGGGAGAUGUAGCUUACAAAUGGAACGUCUUUAUUUUUCUCAGAAUUUGACGCAUUUGAAUUGAAUAAUUCAGUUACACAACGUAUCGAUUCAUCCUAAGCCCAUUUUAUUCAUUAGAAAAUGAUUUAAUCUGAAAUGAUUUGUUAAUCCUCUCUUGGCAAAUGUAUUCAUGCAAAACUAGUAGAGAUUGUCCUAUGUCACUAACGAUAGUGAAUGUUUGAAGUAGUUAAUUUACAAAACAUUUGUCAGUCAUUUAAGCAUCAUUCAACAAAUCAUAAUUGACUAAUGACUGGAGUUGUUCAGAAGUGCAGUGUUGGGUCAUUAGCGGGGCCUGCAGGAAUGGUUGCAUGUCAAGUUGUGAACGAAAACUCCCGUAAGAGUUUAUCACGUGCCAUCAUCAUUACCCUCACAUAUGGUGCAGAUGUUUCAGUAUUUCUACACCUUGUGAUGAAACAAUGACAAAUUAAAGAGUCAUCUCGUCGGCUGUAUUUCCAACCACUCACUUUUUGACACAGCUGUUAAAACGAUUCACCCUGCUUGAGGUGAGAAAGCUAAACAUUUGGGGAGAGGCUGAGGGUUACCUAAGGGAGGAUACUGGGGUUACCAGGAGAUUUCAUCAACUUGUCUUCCAGUUUGUAAUAAAUUGGGGUCUUCAUGGA
Molecule: messenger RNA, 3002 nt
Organism: Lampris incognitus (smalleye Pacific opah)
Lineage: Eukaryota; Metazoa; Chordata; Actinopteri; Lampriformes; Lampridae
Gene: eif4ba
Product: eukaryotic translation initiation factor 4Ba
Exons: 15
Coding region: 23-1978 (651 amino acids)
Molecular function (GO): RNA binding
Source: RefSeq, a predicted model, not a curated record